This is a messenger RNA of Chelonus insularis, 1437 nucleotides long. Its product is annotated as deoxycytidylate deaminase. Gene Ontology annotation, cellular component: cytoplasm. Gene Ontology annotation, biological process: pyrimidine nucleotide metabolic process. Gene Ontology annotation, molecular function: zinc ion binding; dCMP deaminase activity. The record is from RefSeq and is a predicted model, not a curated record. Bases 265 to 852 code for a protein of 195 amino acids. The transcript has 4 exons. NCBI's taxonomy places the organism in Eukaryota, Metazoa, Arthropoda, Insecta, Hymenoptera, Braconidae.
UGUAAAUAGAGAUAUAUAGUGCCUGUGUAUUGUCAGCCUUGAAACAAUUAACCAUUGACUGUUACCUAGGGAAUCUUUUGUACUUGCUGAGCCAAUGUAUUUACACUUCAAAAACGUGAUAAAAUUAAAUUUAUUGAAGUAGAAGGUAUAAACUACUUUCGAAUAGUGAUUUAUAAAUCGAGCUACAGUAUUUACAAGUGCUAAUAAUUUGGCUUUCGUUAAAUUUGUUGUUCAUUUUGUAUUUUAUAAAAAAGAUUUGCAAUCAUGUCUCCCACCAAUUCUGAUCAAAAAAUGUCUAGUCAUAAAAGAACAGAUUACAUAUCUUGGGAUGAUUAUUUUAUGGGAGUUGCAUUUUUAGCAGCUCGAAGAAGCAAAGACCCGGUAACUGCUGUUGGAGCAUGUAUUGUUGAUAAGCAGAAGAGAAUAGUAGCGAUAGGAUAUAAUGGAAUGCCACGAGGCUGUAGUGAUGAUGAAUUUCCUUGGACUAAAUAUACUGAGGAUGAAUUAGACUCCAAACAUUUUUAUGUUUGCCAUGCAGAAGCAAAUGCUAUUUUAAAUAAAAAUUCACACGAUGUCGAGAAUUGUACGAUGUAUGUUGGAUUAUUUCCGUGCAAUGAAUGUGCAAAAUUAAUCAUACAAUCAGGCAUUAAAACUGUUAUCUAUAUGUCUGAUAAGCAUAGUCAUAAAACGAAAACCAUAGCAUCAAAACGACUUUUAGAUGCUGCGAAAGUUGAAUACCGGCAACAUAUUCCAGAAACGGAAAAAAUAGUAAUUGAUUUUAGUGCAAUAAAUUGGAAUCAACAAAAUCAAGCACCUGAGACUCCAUUAAAAAAGUUGACGCUUUAUAAGUAAAAGAUUUUAUUUUUUCAAUCAUGAUAGAUAAGAUAUGAUACACAAUUCAACUUUUCAAUGAGAAUAGCACGCAAAUCGUAAAAGGAUAACUAUAUUUACAUUUAAAUUAAUUAUUGUUAUUAAAAACAUAAGGUUGAAGCUGUAAAGCAAUUUUAUAAUCUAUAUUUACUUAUAUCAUUAAAGCAAAAAUUGUAUAUUUUUACACUUGCUUUAUUAAUUAUAGUGAGGUCUGAUGAAUAAUGUUUUAAUGAUUUUUAUAUUUAGUUGGACGUGUUUGUACAAGACAAAUAAAAAUUAUAUAUUUUUCACUAUAUUUUCGUAAAUGUGAAUUAUAAAUAAAAUUUAUUACAAGUAUUCAGACAAUAUUUGAGGAUAUUUAACACAUUUGGCAAAAGUCUUGUAUCAUUAAUGAAAAUUUUGUAUUGUUGACUUGAAUUGAAUAAGCACUGAUUGAUGCUAUAUAAACUUUGUGUACUGCAGUCUUAUUUACACUAUUUUGGUGUCGUCUAAAAUACCCUCAUAAUUAAACCAGUUAUAAAAAAGUAUUUCGUUUUUUUUAACAAAUAUCAAUUUCAUCAGUUUUAA